This is a messenger RNA of Prosopis cineraria, 729 nucleotides long. Its product is annotated as abscisic stress-ripening protein 2-like. The coding region runs from base 80 to 421 and encodes 113 amino acids. The transcript has 2 exons. The record is from RefSeq and is a predicted model, not a curated record. Lineage: Eukaryota; Viridiplantae; Streptophyta; Magnoliopsida; Fabales; Fabaceae.
UCCACACCCAAACCAGUAAACACAUAUCAUCGUACUGAAGGCCCAAAGAAAACCAAUCACAUCUUAUUCACAAACCACCAUGUCUGACGGCCAUCACCACCACCACCACCACAGUAACCACCGCCACAAAGAAAAUCCGGCCGGCGAGAUUGAUUACAAAAAGGAAGAGAAACACCACAAGCAUAAGGAACGUCUUGGAAAGCUAGGAGCUGUUACUGCUGGUGCCUUCGCUUUGCAUGAGAAGAAGAAGGCGAAGAAAGAUCCAGAACAUGCACACAGUCACAAGAUAAAGGAGGAGAUCGCAGCAGCUGUUGCUGUUGGAGCUGGUGGAUAUGCCGUUCACGAGCAUCACAAGAAGAAAGAAGCAAAGAAGAAAUAUGAAGAGGCUCAUGGAAAGAAGCAUCAUCACUUCUUUCAUUGAUUUUAUUAACUUAUCAUGAAUAUAUAAAUAUAUAUAUGGAUUUGGGGAUCUCAACGUAUACUUCUCUCUUGAUUUAUUAUACAUGCUCUCCUGGUUAUUACAGUACUCUGUGUUUCUACACAAAGUAACCUUGCACAAUAUUACGAGAGGACACGUGACAGAACAAAUGAGGAGAGAAGCUGAAUUCAGAUUUGGAUUUGUAAUAAUAUUGUUUGUGAUUUACUUUUGAAAUAUUGAUUGGUGUUAUUUAUAUGCUUCGUUUGUGUAGUAUAGGAAUUUAAUUAAUAAUAUAUGUGAUUUAUCAUUUA